GACUGAACGACUGCGCAGUGUUUGACGCCGCCGUGUGACAUUAUGUUUGAGUACUUUCGUUAAAAUCUCCGUUAAAUCAUUUCCGCUGCCUGCUGCCUGCUAACGUUAGCUCUCGCGCGGAUGCUAGUUGCUGUUAGCGACGAGCUAACGCUCAUGUUUGUGUUUUUUUAAGUGUCGUAUCUUCACAACAUUUGAUCCAUUCAAAGAGAUAAACCUCUCUGUGGCUUAACGCUACACAUAUUAUAUUAAAACGCGGCAAUAUGGACUAUCAUAACCAUCCGUUUGCCCUUCUUGAUGACCGAUAACCUGAGCUCAUCUCCUCAAACUGUUGACGUGUGUUUGAUGUUACACAUUUCACUGUUAUGAUACUUUGCACUGACCGAGCUGCCACAUACACGAGUCAAAUAUGAUUUUUAAAUGACAUCUGGUCGCUUACAUUAAACAGCUGGCUGGAGCUUGACUCGUUUGCAUCCUUUACAUCUCCUCCAGGUAUCAUCUUGUAGCUGCAUGUAUCUGUAUGUACAUGGCUCACCUUGUUGUAGGUUAUAUUCUGAAAGUGGCCUGCACACUUUUGAAUGAAUGAAAUGUUUGGUACAUAGUAGGAAUAGGACUUGUGCAAGAUAUACUUCUUUUAAGUAGCAAGAAGCUUCCACUACAUACAUAGAUGUUACUGGGUGCUACAGUCUGCUCAUGUUGAUGUGAUUAAACAAAGGAUUUGAUAGAUAGGAAUGAUCAAGAGGUGCACAUGUGAUCAGAAGACAUACAAUGACUGGAUGAAGAUCAAAUAGAUCCCAGCUGACUGGAUAUCCACUAGUAUCCUUGACAUUUAGUUCCCUUUUUUUUUGUUUGUUUACAUCCUAAACCUCUUUAAAAGGUGGCAGGGAGCUGUUACCGUGGAGCGUCUUUGUGCACCAUUUGGAUAUCAUGUGAUAUGCUGGUCGCACAGUGGGAGACAGGACGUGGAUUUAAAAACUGAUACUGGAGUGGAGUUGAGCAAUACAUCUGUCGUGUCGUUUAAAUUAUUGACUAUCUCGCUCCCUCAUAAAUAAUCCAACAUGUUAUCAUCGUAAGGCCGUGAGAGCUGAGUCUUUUGAAUUAAAUGGAUACAAAGUCCCCGCACGAGAUAAAGCCAAAGUAGAAACAGAAGUGGGGAGAGCCUUUGAUCACUUUGCACGUAUGAUGGGACUUGAUGUUUCUGCUCUUAUAGCUGAGAGGACUAGUGAUGAGGGGGCGACACACUGAGUCUAUUCAGAGUGAGGGACUCAGCUUAAAAGAGAGACAGAGCUUCAUCUGUAAGGUGUGGGUGGAGCUCUGCCCUCUGGCUUUUCUACUCUCAGUUUCUCUGUGACAGCCGAGCCGUGGAGGUUUUUCAUCAGAUUCAGCAAUAGGUGUUGUUUCCUGUAGCCAGCUAUGGCACCCGGGGAUGUGGUGCCAGACCAUGCCAAGCAGCUGAAGUCCAAGGAGAAGCGACCUGGAAACAGGGCCUCGAAAGCAGACUGUGAACCUGAUGGGUCCUUUGUCUUUGAGGCUCACGAGGCUUGGAAGGACUUCCAUAACUCCCUCAGGCAUUUCUACGAAGUCGGAGAGCUCUGCGACGUCACGCUGAAGGUUGGCAGUAGGUUGAUACCAUGUCACAAGCUAGUGCUGGCUUGUGUGAUCCCUUACUUCAGGGCCAUGUUCCUGUCCGAGAUGUCUGAGGCUAAACAGGAACUAAUAGAGAUCAAGGACUUUGAUGGUGAUGCCAUCCAGGACUUGGUGCAUUUCGCCUACUCCUCCAAGCUCACAUUAACUGUAGACAAUGUCCAACCACUGCUUUAUGCUGCCUGCAUCCUUCAGGUGGAGUUGGUGGCGCGAGCCUGCUGCGAGUACAUGAAGGCCCACUUUCACCCCACCAACUGCCUGGCGGUUCGCACUUUCGCCGAGAGCCACAAUCGCGUGGAUCUGAUGGACAUGGCCGACCGCUACGCCUGCGAACACUUCACCGAGGUAGUGGAGUGCGAGGACUUUACAUGCGUGUCCCCCCAGCACUUGCGCACUUUAUUGUCCUCCAGCGACCUCAACAUCCACUCGGAGACACAGGUGUACAAUGCGGCGGUGAAGUGGCUGAAAGCAAACCCGCAGCACCACGAGGCCUGGCUGGACCAGAUCAUGUCUCAGGUGCGCCUCCCCCUGCUCCCUGUCGAGUUCCUGACUGGAACUGUGGCUAAAGACGAGAUGAUCAAAGGUAACCUGAGUUGUCGUGACCUGAUGGAUGAAGCCAGGAACUACCACCUGCACCUCAGCAACAAGGUGGUGCUGGACUUUGAGUAUUCAGUCCGUACAAUACAGCGGAAACACACUGCAGGGGUUUUGUUCUGCGUGGGUGGCCGGGGGGGUUCUGGUGACCCAUUUCGCAGCAUCGAGUGCUACUCCAUCACAAAGAACAGCUGGUUCUUUGGCCCUGAAAUGAACAGCAGACGCCGUCACGUGGGUGUGAUAUCCGUAGGCGGUAAAGUUUACGCUGUCGGGGGCCACGAUGGCAACGAACAUUUAGGCAACAUGGAGAUGUUUGACCCUCUCACCAACAAGUGGAUGAUGAAAGCCUCCAUGAACACCAAGAGGAGGGGCAUAGCCCUGGCAGCUCUCGGUGGUCCUAUCUAUGCUAUCGGAGGUCUGGAUGACAACUCCUGCUUCAACGACGUGGAGCGCUACGACAUCGAAAGCGACUGCUGGAGCGCUGUGGCUCCGAUGAACACCCCCAGAGGAGGAGUGGGAUCUGUAGCACUGGGGAGUUUUGUGUACGCGGUGGGAGGCAACGACGGCGUGGCGUCGCUGUCCAGUGUGGAGCGCUUCAACCCACACCUCAACAAGUGGGCGGAGGUCAGCGAAAUGGGCCAGCGUCGGGCUGGAAAUGGAGUCAGCAAACUCAACGGCUGCCUCUAUGUAGUUGGUGGUUUUGAUGACAAUUCACCUCUGAGUUCGGUCGAGCGCUUUGACCCGCGAAUGCACCGCUGGGAGUACGUGUCCGAGCUGACCACCCCCCGCGGUGGAGUCGGCGUGGCGACUGUGAUGGGAAGAGUGUUCGCAGUCGGGGGUCACAACGGGAACAUCUACCUGAACACAGUGGAGGCUUUCGAGCCUCGAAUGAACAGAUGGGAGCUGGUGGGUUCAGUGUCUCACUGCCGUGCCGGAGCAGGAGUGGCUGUCUGUUCGUCUCACGUCAGCCAGAUAAGGGACGUCGGCCAGGGCUCCAGCAACGUGGCCAAUUGCAUGUGACCUCCAACCCUUUUAAUGCCAGGCGACCGGCUGCCCAGGUCACCAUCAGAUCUGAUCACCGCACAAGCACACGACACGAAGCACACAGACAGCGACAGAGUGACGUCGCCCAGCAGCUUUUUUUACUGUCGCCACUGUCUCAACAUCAGCUUGAAACACGUUCAGGCAGAGGUUCAGUUUGCACACAGUGAUUGAGGGAGGAGCUUUUAAUGACUUGAAGUACACAUCUGACAAAUCUGAAGUCUUCUCUGACAAAAUGACACGUUCAAGAUGUUUCUUGACUCCUGCUGGUGUUAUUUGCAAUCAGUGAUGUAGUAUUUUGUACUGUAUUUUCUUCUGUUUGACUGCCUUGCCAUAGUUUUGACUUUUUUUUUUAAGGGAAAAUAUUAGCUGAGCCUUGUAUUUAAUACUAUCGCCUUGAGACUGAGAGAUGAGUUUUGGUUCAGGACUACUAGAUUAACUGCACAUGAGCAUGGACUUUUAUCAUGGGCCAGUAUGAAAUCAUUUCAGAGAGUGUCUCUGUUUUUUAGCUCUGCAGUUGUUUCCAAUUUUCCAGAGAGAGACGUGCUCAUACUGGAUUCAACCCCUUGUUUGCAGUGCAGCGUGUGCAGUCGAGAUGCAAGUAUUCUCAUCAGCCUCUCCGAAAUAUGAUGUUAAGAUGUCAAAUACAUUUCCGAGAUUUCUGCAAUCUCAUGCCAAGCGAAAGCAUCCGUUAGACUUUUUAAAAGAGCUUUUCAGAAAUAUUCCAUUAGCAGCUCCAGCUGCAGUAAGCUGGAUCGUAAUCCCGGCUGUUCUAGUUUUUUUAGGGAUUUGCCUGUAAUCGUGUUUGAACAAUCAUUUUAAGGCUAACUGGGACAAAUCAGUCACUGGUCAGGAGGUGACGGGUCUGAGGAAUUUUAACCACUGCAAGUGCCAAAAAACGCAAAACGAGCGUGGUUCAACCGCCUGCUGAAUCCUGAGUCGUCACCUUCACCUCGACCUCAGAGAGUUUUGAUGACGAUAAACCUGAGUGUCGAUGACUGAUCAGAGCAAUAUGACGCGCCUCUCCAGUUCUUCUUCAGUUUCACAUUAUUGUAUAGAAAUCUGUUCAAACGGGACAGAUUUACAAAUUCGAGAUUUGUGUUUGACGAUAGCUGGACUGUCAGAAAUCCUAAUCAGAGUGCUUUCAGAUGUGUGUGAGAUUCAGCCGAGGUUCGUCUCUGCAGAAGGUUACGUUAUAUUUUAAUAUAUGGACAUUUUGUAUAAUAAGAUAGGUGUAUCUUUGGUAUUCUUCUUUACUAGACUAUCUAAUCCAUUGCUGUGCACUAUUUUCCUAGAAUAGAUGUGAAGUCUGAGUAUAUUUUUGUCCUCAAUGGAGAAUUUCAUGUUGUUCAUGUUUGAAGAUGUUUAUUUAACAUUCAUGCCUGUUUCUAAGAAAAAUGUAAUAAUUUCUGGCAAGAGUUUUAAGAAUAGGCUGACAGAGUUUAAAACACAAAUGCUAUAUACUGUUUAUACUAGAAAUAUACAUACUGCACACUUUGUGUCCUGCCGGUAUUAAUACUAAUGCAUAUUAUCAACAAAAUAUGAUCAAUAUUGUUGCCCGACUUUGUUAGUAAAUGAGCCAGACACCGAGUCUUUUGUAAACUUUACUGUACUUUGUGUUCUUCCUCCUUUUGACUGCUUCCAUAUUUUGCUUUUUAUUUACAUGUUAUUGGUAUAAAUUGGUACAAUAAAGUUAUGUGUAAAGUU
This is a messenger RNA of Larimichthys crocea (large yellow croaker), 4983 nucleotides long. RefSeq names its product kelch-like family member 8 (gene klhl8). Lineage: Eukaryota; Metazoa; Chordata; Actinopteri; Sciaenidae. The record is from RefSeq and is a predicted model, not a curated record. Gene Ontology annotation, molecular function: protein binding. Bases 1411 to 3255 code for a protein of 614 amino acids. The transcript is spliced from 12 exons.